Messenger RNA from Thamnophis elegans (Western terrestrial garter snake), 1192 nucleotides. RefSeq names its product cell death inducing DFFA like effector a (gene CIDEA). The record is from RefSeq and is a predicted model, not a curated record. Gene Ontology annotation, cellular component: lipid droplet. NCBI's taxonomy places the organism in Eukaryota, Metazoa, Chordata, Lepidosauria, Squamata, Natricidae. The transcript has 5 exons. Gene Ontology annotation, biological process: lipid storage; regulation of apoptotic process; apoptotic process. The coding region runs from base 276 to 926 and encodes 216 amino acids.
GUGAAGGGAAAAAUGCCUUCCGAUUAUACAUUUGUAGAUCACGGACUGCAAAAAAGAUCCAAUGGGCCUUGUGCCAAUAAAAGCAUCGGGCACCACCCAAACGAAGAUAAGCACACGCUCUGAAAUCACUUCCUUUUUGCGUGCUGGAUUUCUCUCCCCUCUUUCGCCUCCGACCAAUGGGCGGUUCUGCUGCGUAAAGGACAAGGGGGGCGGGGCGCCCUUGCUCAUAAGGAGUAGCGGAGGGACCCAGAGGUGAGGAGGAACAGUAGCCGACGAUGGCUGUGGAAAGCGCUCGGGAUUACGCGGCGGUUAUGUUCCGAUCUCUAGUAUCAGUGGGAACAUCGGUGGGAUCGGUAACAAGACAAGCACUGCUUCCAUGUGCAGCUCGGCCUUUUCGUGUUUGUAACCAUGACAGAAGCAGCCGAAGAGGAGUUGUGGCAAGCAGUUUACAGGAGCUUAUCAACAAGACCUUGGAUGCUUUAAUGAUAACUGCUGGAUUGAUAACACUGGUUCUAGAGGAAGAUGGAACGGUGGUGGAUACUGAAGGCUUCUUCCAGUCAUUAGGGGAUAAUACACAACUCAUGCUUCUGGAGAAAGGACAGAAAUGGAAGCCAGGAUUACAUAAUGGUAUUACAACAAUACAGCAACCAAAGAAAAUGGGAGUAGCAAAUUUCACUCUGGAUUUGUACAAACUGAAUCCUAAGGAUUUCAUUGGUUGUUUGAAUUUUAAAGCUACCUUCUACGAAAUCUAUUCUGUGUCCUAUGACAUCAAGUGUAUGGGAGCAAAAAGUAUUCUAAGGAAGAUACUUCGUUUUCUGUCACAGAUUGCCCAAGUAACAGGGCAACUUCUUCUCCAUAGCGGAACGUACAUACUACAAGUAACGGAUGAUUGUGAAGAUUGUCUGCUUACGGAGGCCAAACAUUAAAGCAAACAUAAGAGCCCUUUUAACUGCUUGUCUGUCCAGCUAACAUUGUAAAUUGGGUUUUGGGAAGGAGAGAGUUGAGUUACAUCUUAAUUUAUUAAAUAUCAUAAAUUUAGCUGGGUACAUAAAUAUACUUUAAUGUGUAAGCUUUUAUUUAAGAUAAUGAUGUCAUAAUUGUAAAUAUGAUCGGAAUCUUUUUAAUGUACUAAAUUAUUUAAGUCAAAGAACUCUUCUGCCAUCCAUUUCCAGUAGAAAGUUCACACAGCAAA